This is a messenger RNA of Bursaphelenchus xylophilus (pine wood nematode), 552 nucleotides long. Lineage: Eukaryota; Metazoa; Nematoda; Chromadorea; Rhabditida; Aphelenchoididae. The record is from the annotation of a GenBank genome assembly.
AUGGUGAACACGGACCUCCUCAAGAAGCAUGCCUCGCAGUACAAGAUGGAUAAGAACACUGCAGUGGAAUUUCACAAACAGUAAGUAAUCUGUUGAAUUUUAUUUAGACGCUUGAUUUAUGUACACAGUGUUCUAGUUAAGUUCUUAUUUUCAGAUUGUUCAAAAAACAUCCAGAAAUGGCCGAGCAUUAUGGAGCCGAUGGCAUCGACCCCGACCGUCUGGGAGCCUCUCAGAAAUUUGUAAUGUUUGGAUCUUCUGAAUUACAGUACUUUUUCCAACUUCCUGGAGCUUUUGGUGAAGACAGGAAGUGGAGAUCAUCCCUUUCAAACUUCAAGGAACAGUACAGCGAUGUCGGAGUUCCUCUUAGCGAGUUCCAUGUAAGCGAAAAUUGUGAGAUUACUGUAAUUUCAUGUGUUUUUUUAGAAAGUGACGGACGCCUUUUUGGCAGCCAUGGAAAAGAAUGCCGGAGGGGUUUCAGCUGAGCAGAAGAAGAACUGGGAAGAACUCCUAACAAAGGCCUACAACGACAUGAAGUCGUGGAAAUGGUUCUGA